UGCAGCUGAACGAUAUCGUGCAUUCUUGGAUUGGCUCACUUUCUGUAUAUGUUGAACCUGUAAAUUUUUUUUUGGCAUUCAUAAUAUUAUGUUAUAAUAGCAGUUCCAAGAGCAAACAUGGAUGACGUGAGGAUCGAAUGGAUGCGUGACAGAGUCUACACAGCACUGAAUAUUGAAGACAGCGAUGUAUUCGAGGAGCUGCUCAACGACGAAGACGGAGAACACGAGCGAGAGCUUGCAAAAUAUCUGAACGAAACGUGUGCAGACGGGGAGUCAACAGUCCUUUUCUACAAGUGUUUAAAAGAAGAAGAAAUUGAAGUAGAAGUUGAAAUAGAACCUUCUGAGUUAGAAGAUGAACUUCUAGAAGAAGACAAUAAAGCAGAAGGUGAACAGGCAUCAAUUGAAGGUGGAGAAGAACAUCCACCAGAUGCACCAUCAGAGGCUGCUGCUAGUGUAGACCAACCACCCGAGACACCAUCAGAAACACCAGUUGAAGAUGGAGAUAAACCAAAAAAGGGCAAGAAGGGUAAAAAAGGAAAAAAGGGAGCUGCGACUGAAGAUGACAAGGGUUCAGAAACUGCAAGGGACGAGGAGAAAAAAGAAGAGGAAAAUAAACCUGAAGAAGGUGAAGUAGCAGAAGAUGGAGAAGUAUCACAGGCUGGUACUGUAGACAACAUGCCAAGAACAAAAAUCAUAAAGCAAAAGAUUUUGCGAACCAUACUUCACUUUUGCCAUGGUCAUUUACCAGAAGAAGUUGCUGACGAGAAUUGUGUGUACUUCAUUCGUAACACACCUGGGAUGGUAGAAUUACCUAACACUAUCGAGGAAGCCAAUGAAAUGAUGCCGAAGUUUUUUGAGUUUGGUAUUCUCAGUGGGCAUUCUUUGGUAAUGUUGGAGCAGAUUAUCACCCAGGUGUAUAUGCCAUUAUUGUCAUUCAAUAGUCACAAGAAUGGUGGAGACACAUCUCCGUCCCAGCAAAUAUCUGCAACCCCACGGGAAGAAGUGAGUGCACAAGAUGAUAAUUCCUCUGAAACAUCAGAGUUUAAUGUUGCAGAGUCAGCAAAUAAAGCUCUGUUGAGAGACGAAUUUCUCAUAAACAUGCAGAAGUUUGCAUCACACAUUUCCCGCACAUUCCAACAAAUUGAAGGUGAAGUAAGACUGGAUAUUCCAGAACUAAACUUGGAAGGGGAUGUUAAUGAACUUGCAAAGGAUGAUGAUCUGGUUGGGAAAAUUGAAAAUGCUUGUUUAGAGUGGACCAAACAGAUUUUUUCAGCCGUGGAAACUCAGCUCAAGAAAACCCCUCAGGGAAAUGGACCCUUAGCUGAAAUUGACUUCUGGCGUGAGCGUAAUGCUGCAUUGAGUGCAUUGAGUGAGCAGCUGAAAUUACCCACUGUUAAAAAGAUGCUGGACAUCUUAUCUAAGAAAGAAGGUUCAGAUCAAGCCGUCCUACAAAGUUUUGAACUUAAUCGAUCAGAACUGAAUAAAUAUUACACAGAAGCAAAGGAUAAUGUAAGAUUUCUCUCCACAUUAGAGCGACACUUUAAGAACCUCACACACGGUGCUGGUUUUGGCAUUGUGCUGGACACUAUUCCGUCCAUGAUGAAUGCUCUUCGAAUGGUGUGGAUUAUCUCCAGACAUUACAACAGGGAUGAGAGAAUGGUACCUCUCAUGGAAAGAAUUGCAUGGGAAUUAGCUGAGAGAGUUGUCAGAGUCAUCAACAUUAGAACAAUAUUCAAAGAGAGCCCUCAGCAGAUCAAAUCCAAGACAUCAGAAGCUAAGAAGACAUUAGAAUUGUGGAAAGAAUCUUACUUUGAAGUGAGAGCAAAGAUUGAAGCUUCUGGUAGAGACUCCAGAUGGGAAUUUGAUAGAAAGAAAUUAUUUGAAAGAACAGAUUACAUGGCUACUAUCUGUCAAGAUAUUUAUGAUGUAGCUCAGGUAUUGGAGGAGUUUUACAACAUUUUUGGACCUGAACUGAAAUCAGUUACUGGUGAUCCCAAGAAAAUUGAAGAAGUUUUAAAGAGAGUGGAUGGUUUGGUAGUGCCUUUGGAAGAAGUGAACUUUGACCCCUUUGCCUUAAAACACUUUCAUCAGUGGAGGAAUGUAAUGGAUUGGUUUCACAAGGAAGUGGUCAAUAUUGAAAGUGAAGCCAAACAUUUUAUUGAUGAGUCAUUCAAGACACUGAGAUCAGCUGAGGGCGCUUUUGAUAUGUUACUGAAAUUCAAACACAUUAGAUCACGUGAAGCAAUCAACAACCAAAUGAUGAAGAAAUUCAAUGACAUUCUGAACCAGUAUGGCAAGGAGGUGGAUACUGUAAAUGCCUUGUUUAAACAAGGUAUGUCCUCUCCACCACUAUCCAAGAAUCAGCCACCAGUAGCUGGUGCCAUUGCAUGGGAGAGGUCUCUGUUCCAUCGAAUAAAGCAUACUAUUAUCAGAUUUCAAUCAGUUGAAGAAAUGGUAGUGAGUGAACAAGGCAAGCAGGCUCGUGCCAAGUAUCUCAGUGUUGCAAAACAAAUGAAGGAAUAUGAAGAUAGGAAAUAUGAGGAAUGGAGAGAAUAUGUAGAGGGUAUACUUCCUGGUCUCUUGAAGCACAAUCUGUUGACUAAACCUGUUGUAGGUAUCUCUACUAGUCAGGUCCAUGUUACUGAAGUUGUUAAUCCAGAAGAUGGGGACGAAGGUGCAGGCACUGCAUCCCAUCAUUCUCACAUAGCAGAAAACCCUACUGAUCAUGAGCAGCCAGUACACGAAGCUCCACAAGUGAAAUAUGUUGUUGACUUUGCCCCAGAGUUGUCAGAGAUAAUUGUAGAGACCAAAUACAUGGAGCAGCUUGGAUUCUCUGUUCCAGAACUAGCAAGAAAUGUGGCCCUACAGGAAGACAAAUAUAUCAAAUACAAUGAUGGGCUGAAACACAUGUUAAACAAGUAUCAUACUGUUAUUGCUUCUCUCAACCAAGCAGAGACCCAGGUGCUGGAAGAACACACUCGGGAUCUACGUCGCACAAUGAAACCUGGCUAUAAGCGUCUCAAUUGGAACUCUUUGGGUAUCAGUGAUUAUAUUGGCAGAUGUGAACAGGCAUUAGGAAAGUUUGAGUCACUUGUGAAUCAGAUUCAGAAGAAUGCCGCAGACAUUGAUCAGAGAUUAAUAGUGAUGAAUAAUGCUGAUUUAUUCAGAGGACCAUCAGUCAAGUUUACAGAUGUGCUGCCAAGUGCUAAGGAAUUCUUUGAGCAUAUAGAAAAAGAAAGAGCUCACACAUUUGAAUUAUUAGCUAGGAAGUACCGUGCUAUUGGUCCCUUAUUAACUAAAAUGGAAGGUUUAGUGGUUCAUACCAACACUGGCAAAUCACCAAGACUAGCUUCAUAUUAUUCAUACUGGGAGAGAAGAGUCUAUGAAUCACUCACAAAGCUCAUAACUAGAAAUCUUAGUAUCUUUAAUGAUGCCAUAACAUCAGAGAAACCCUUAUUCCAAAUAGAGGCAAUGUUGACAUCACCAGAACUCAUCUUGUCACCGGCAGCUAAUGAAAUAUACAAGUUAUCUAUGCAAUGUGUUAGAGACUGUGUGGAAGGAACUAAGAAUUUUAUCCGAUGGAUGAAUGGUACAUGUAUUGAAACAUUACCACAGAAUGUGGAAGGCGAGGACGAACCUAUUCUCUUCACAUUCUUCAGCGAUAUUUCUGCUGAUCCAUCAAUUGUAGACCUAGUCGUAGGUAUCUCUAGUAACAUACAAAAGACAUUGUCCACUCUCACCAAGUACCUUAACCGAUGGAAGAGAUACAGGCCACUUUGGAAACUAGACAAGACAAUUAUGCUAGAGAAGUUUGCAGUUAAAAAACCAUCAUGUGUGUCUUAUGAUGAGAAACUACAGUUCUACAGUAAUCUUGCCAAAGAGGUUGGUAACCAACAAAUGAUCAAAGAUCAAGAGUGUGUUCGUUUACAUCUAUCACCGUUAGCAAAGACUGUACAGGAACAUGCACAGAAAUGGGUAGAAUCACUGGGACAAUUACUUAAUGAUUCCGCUAAAGAAGAACUAUUCAGUCUUAAAUCUGAAUUAGAGCAAUUAUCACAAGACUUAAAGAAGUCACCCGACACAUUGGAAGAUCUGAAGUUUGUGCUGAGGGUUAUUGCAGAUAUCAAGGACAUGUCACUCAAAGUUGAACUGAGAAUUACUGACAUUAAGGAGCGGUAUAGAACACUGGCCAUGUAUAAUAUAGAAGUGACAGAAGAAGAGAACACACUCACCAACAAUAUUAGACAGAAAUGGGAAGAUCUUUUUAUGGAGUCAAAACAUGUGGAUGCCAGCCUCAUUGUAGUCAAGAAAAAAUUCACAGAGAUCACUCUUGAUCAAAUCAAAGGUUUUGGAACUGAACUGUCUACAUUUCAAGAAAAAUUUAAACUUGAAGGUCCUGGAGCUUGUGGUGCAGACCUGGAUAAAGGACUUGAACUUCUUACUAUUUAUCAGAAGGAGCUUGAUGACUACGAGGCAGAUAGACAGGAACUAGCCAAUGCAGAGAGAUUAUUUGAUCUUCCAAUCACUAUGUAUCCUGACUUGCUAGCCGUUCAGAAAGAAAUGAAAGGACUAGAAUCUAUUUAUAGUAUUUAUAAACAACAAAAGGCUGCCAGAGAGGAAUGGGCCCAGACAUUGUGGGCAAAUCUGAAUGUAAAUCAACUACAAGAUGGUAUCGACGGCUUCAUUAAACAGCUCAAGAAACUGCCAAGAGAAUUUAAAACUACACCAUCUGCACAUUUCUUAGACUCAAAACUAAGAGAAUUCAAAGAUUCACUGCCAUUAUUGCUUGAUCUCAAACAUGAGGCUCUCCGUGAGCGCCAUUGGAAGGACCUGAUGACAAAGACUGGUAAAGACUUUGAUAUGAAUCCAGAAACACUGACAUUAGAGAAAUUAUUUGCUAUGGAAUUACACAACUAUGCUGAGUCCAUUGGUGAGAUUGUCAACAGCGCAUCCAAAGAAUUAAGUAUUGAAAAGGGAAUCAAAGAAGUACAGGACACGUGGGACGGAAUGAAAUUCCAGGUGCAGAAAUACAUGAAAGGAACUCAGGAAAGAGGGUUUAUCCUGGGAUCUGUGGAUGAAGUGUUGCAAAUAUUAGAUGACAAUGCUAUGAAUCUUCAGUCUAUGUCUGCAUCUAGGUUCAUUGGUCCUUUUCUUGCCAAUGUACAAAAUUGGGAAAAAAGUUUGUCCCUUAUUGCUGAAGUUUUGGAGAUCUGGAUGGUAGUACAACGUAAAUGGAUGUAUCUUGAAAGUAUCUUCAUUGGUGGUGAUAUUAGAUCACAGCUGCCUGAAGAAGCAAAGAAAUUUGAUGGUAUUGAUAAAAUGUUCAAAAAGAUUAUGCAAGAUACCCAAAAGAAUCCCAAAAUCAAAGAUUCCUGCCAUGUUGAAAAUCGUCUACAGGACCUUGAGAGUAUUAGUCUAGGAUUAGAGAAAUGUCAGAAAAGUUUGAAUGAUUACUUGGAUUCCAAACGUAAUGCAUUCCCCCGAUUCUUCUUUAUCUCAGAUGAUGAACUGCUGUCUAUUCUAGGUAGCAGUGAUCCAACAUGUGUACAAGAACACAUAAUUAAGAUGUAUGAUAACAUUGCUUCUUUGAGAUUUGAAGAAACCAGUAGUUCUAGUGAGCUGAAUGCUGCCGCUAUGAUUUCUGCAGAGGGUGAAGUGAUGGAAUUCCGACAGAAAAUACCAGCUGAAGGUAGAGUGGAAGACUGGAUGACCAAUGUGCUGCAUGAAAUGAGACGCACAAACAGAUUAAUAACAAAGGAAGCUAUCUUUAAAUAUUGUGCUGAUGGUGUCACAAGAGUGGAAUGGAUGUAUUUAUACCAAGGUAUGGUUGUAUUAGCUGGCAAUCAAGUAUGGUGGACUUGGGAAGUUGAGGAUGUCUUCAUGAAAUUUAAGAAAGGUGACAAAGGUGCAAUGAAGAACUAUGCUAAGAAGAUGCACAAGCAGAUUGACUCACUUGUAGUUCAGGUGCGUUCACCAUUGUCUAAGAAUGAUCGUUCAAAGUUCAAUACAGUACUGAUUAUUGAUGUACAUGCAAGAGAUAUUAUUGAUGGCUUUGUCAGAGACAGUAUUAUGGAUUACCGUGAAUUUGAAUGGGAGAGUCAGCUAAGAUUUUACUGGGACAAGGAACCAGAUGAACUGAAUGUUAGACAGUGCACUGGUACAUUUGGAUAUGGUUAUGAAUACAUGGGUCUUAAUGGUAGACUGGUUAUUACUCCACUCACUGAUAGAAUCUAUCUCACACUCACACAGGCAUUAUCUAUGCAACUUGGUGGGGCUCCAGCUGGACCUGCUGGUACUGGGAAAACUGAAACAACUAAAGAUUUAGCCAAAGCACUGGGUCUUCUAUGUGUGGUGACCAACUGUGGUGAGGGUAUGGAUUACAAAGCGGUUGGUAAGAUCUUUUCAGGUCUCUGUCAGUGUGGUGCCUGGGGUUGUUUUGAUGAGUUCAAUCGUAUCGAUGUCUCUGUACUCUCAGUUAUUUCAUCACAAAUCCAAACCAUCAGGAAUGCACUUAUCCAUCACCUCAAGAAAUUCCAGUUUGAAGGAAGUGAGAUUGCUAUGGAUGAUCGUAUGGGUAUUUUUAUCACCAUGAAUCCUGGUUAUGCUGGUCGUACUGAGUUACCAGAGAGUGUGAAAGCUCUAUUUAGACCUGUUGUAGUAAUUGUACCAGAUUUGCAACAGAUCUGUGAAAUCAUGUUGUUCUCAGAGGGUUUCCUUCUAGCCAAGGUUUUGGCCAAGAAGAUGACAGUACUGUACAAGUUAGCAAAAGAACAACUGUCUAAACAACAUCAUUAUGACUUUGGUCUUCGUGCUUUGAAAUCUGUAUUGGUAAUGGCUGGUGAGCUUAAGAGAAGCUCAGCUGAGUUACCUGAGGAUGUGGUACUUAUGAGAGCACUGAGAGAUAUGAAUCUACCUAAAUUUGUCUAUGAGGAUGUGCCUUUGUUCUUGGGCUUGAUAUCAGAUUUGUUCCCAGGCUUGGAUGUGCCUCGUGUACGGUAUCCUAACUUCAAUGAUGCAGUGGAACAGGGUCUUCUAGAUAACAACUAUGUUAUGCUACCCCAACAGGUUGACAAAGUUGUACAGUUAUAUGAAACAAUGUUGACCAGGCAUACCACUAUGGUUGUUGGGCCAACUGGUGGUGGCAAAUCUGUCGUUAUUAAUGGAUUAUCACAGGCGCAGACAAGACUCGGACUUCUUACUAAAUUGUACAUCUUGAAUCCUAAAGCUAUGUCUGUCAUUGAACUGUAUGGUAUCCUUGAUCCAAUGACUCGUGAUUGGACAGAUGGUCUUCUGUCUAACAUCUUCCGUGACAUCAACAAACCUACAGACAAGAAUGAAAGGAAAUACAUCUUGUUUGAUGGAGAUGUGGAUGCCCUCUGGGUGGAAAACAUGAACUCUGUCAUGGAUGAUAACAAACUGCUGACUUUAGCCAAUGGUGAACGUAUUCGUUUGCAGAAACACUGUGCUAUGCUCUUUGAGGUGGCUGAUUUACAGUAUGCUUCUCCAGCCACAGUGUCACGUUGUGGUAUGGUGUAUGUGGAUCCAAAGAACUUGGGAUACAGGCCAUACUGGCAAAAAUGGAUCAGUGCUAGACAGAGUAAAAAUGAACAACAAGAUCUUGAUAGGUUUUUUGAAAAAUACGUACCAGCCAGUAUUGAUAUGAUAAUUGAAGGUAUUGUGGAUGGAAGACAAGGACAGAGGAUGAAAACUAUUAUUCCACUCACCAAUCUCAAUUUGGUGACUCAGCUUAGUUAUAUGCUUGACUCACUUCUGACUAAGGAAUUUGGAGAAUCAGAUGUAUUGGAGUGUAUCUUCCUACAAGCACUCUACUGGUCACUAGGGGCAUGCUUACUUGAAGAUGGACGCAUCAAAUUUGAUGGUUUCAUCAAGUAUCUGGCAUCCAUGUCAGCAGUCUCGGAUGAUGAAAAAACCCUUGCUGGUCCUGGUGAGCUUCCAAGCUCCCAUGCAACAUUGUACGAGUACUUCUUUGAUCCUGAUGAAUUGAAAUGGAAACCAUGGAGUAUGCUAGUGGCUCAAUAUAUACAUGACCCCGAAAAGAAAUACAAUGAGAUUUUGGUUCCUACCAUUGAUACUACCAGAAACACAUGGUUAUUGGAACAACAGAUUCGUAUCAGAAGACCAGUUUUAUUUAUUGGUGAGACUGGUACUUCUAAAACAGCUACAAUCCAAGACUUCCUGAGGAAGAUUGACCAAGAAUCUCAUCUGAUUCUGAACAUCAACUUCUCUUCCCGUACUACAUCUAUGGAUCUACAACGUAACUUGGAAGCUAAUGUGGAAAAGAGAACCAAAGACACUUAUGGUCCCCCACCAGGAAAGAGACUAUUAGUGUUUAUGGAUGAUAUGAACAUGCCACAAGUUGAUGAGUAUGGUACCCAACAGCCAAUUGCUUUACUAAAGUUACUGUUGGAGAAAGGAGGCAUGUAUGACAGAAGCAAAGACUUGUCAUUCAAAUACAUCAAAGAUAUUGGUUUCUUGGCAUCUAUGGGUAAACCUGGUGGAGGCCGUAAUGAGGUGGAUCCUCGCUUUAUUUCACUCUUCUCCUGCUUCAACAUCACAUUCCCAUCGGAGGAAUCACUGAAACUAAUUUAUGGCUCAAUUUUGAAAGGCCAUACUCAGCCAUUUGAUGAAUGUAUUCAGGAAAUAUCAGAGAAAAUUAUGAUGUCUACCCUUGAGCUCUAUAACCGAAUCAUCAUUGAAUUGCCCCCAACACCUUCCAAGUUCCAUUAUAUCUUCAACCUGCGUGACUUGUCUCGUGUAACUCAAGGCAUGUUGUUAACAACUCCGGACCGAUUUGAAAGUAAACAAUCAUUUGUUAGAGUGUGGCGUAAUGAAUGUAUGAGAGUCUUCUAUGAUAGGUUGAUCAGUGAUAAAGAUAAAAAUGUUGUUGAUGGUUUUAUCAGAUCUAUUGUAGAGGAGAAUUUUAAGGAACACGUAGAGGAAGUUAUGAAAAACCCAGUUUUGUAUGGUGAUUAUCGCAAUGCACUUGAAGAUGGUGAAGCAAGACUCUAUGAAGACAUACAAGAUUAUGAAGCGGCUAAAGCUUUAUUUCAAGAGAUUUUAGAAGAAUACAAUGAUAAUAACACCGCUAUGAAUCUUGUUCUUUUUGAUGAUGCUUUAGAGCAUGUAACAAGAGUACACAGAGUAAUUCGUAUGGAUCAAGGACAUGCUUUGCUAGUUGGUGUUGGUGGCAGUGGUAAACAAAGUUUAACUAAAUUAGCUGCUUUCACUGCUGGCUGUGGAGUCUUUGAAAUUGUUUUGAGUAGAGGUUAUGAUGAGAGCAGUUUCCGUGAAGAUCUGAAGAUCCUCUACAACAAACUGGGUUUAGAAAGAAAGAAAAUGGUGUUCCUUUUCACUGACCAACAUGUUGCCCAAGAAGGUUUUCUGGAGUUGAUUAAUAACAUGUUAACAUCUGGUAUAGUUCCUGCCCUGUUUCCAGAUGAUGAAAAAGAAGCUAUUGUUGGACAGAUUCGUGAUGAAGCUAAGAAAUUUGGUGUGGGUCCAGCUAAGGAAAGUAUUUGGCAAUACUAUGUCAAUAAAUGUGCUAGCAAUCUGCACAUAGUUUUAGCAAUGUCACCGGUUGGUGAUACACUACGUACACGAUGUCGUAACUUCCCUGGCCUUGUGAAUAACUGCAGUAUUGAUUGGUAUAUGGCAUGGCCACAGCAAGCCUUGGAAGCCGUUGCCAGCACUUUCUUAGCCGGAGAUGAUAGUAUCCCAGAUGAACACAAACAAUCUAUUGUAGAUCAUGUGGUAUUUGUGCAUCAAUCUGUGGGAGAGAAAAGUAAACUAUUUUUGCGUAAGCUGCGACGUAACAACUAUGUGACACCCAAGAACUACCUUGAUUUUGUUAGCACUUACCUUGGUCUAUUGGAUGAAAAAGACGAGUAUAUUUUGUCUCAGUGCAAACGUUUGGAGAGUGGUAUGUUGAAACUGGAGGAGGCCAGUGUUCAGUUGAAUGAGCUAAAUGAAAAACUGGCUGUCCAGAAAGUUGCUGUGACUGAAAAAACUGAAGCUUGUGAACAGCUUUUAGAAGAGAUUUCUAGUGGUACUGCUCUGGCAACUGAGAAAAAAGGUAUAGCUGUGGCAAAAAGUAAAGAGAUAGAAGUACAGAGCAAAGUCAUCGCUGUAGAAAAGGUAGAAGCAGAAGACGCAUUGCAGGAAGCUUUACCAGCUCUGGAAGCUGCCCGAAUUGCCUUACAGGACUUAGAUAAAUCUGAUGUAACAGAGAUCAGAUCAUUUGCUAAACCACCAAAACCUGUACAGACAGUCUGUGAGUGUAUUGUUGUCUUGCGUGGCAUUAAAGAAGUCUCCUGGAAGUCAGCAAAAGCAAUGAUGGCAGAGUCAAGCUUCUUGAAAUCUCUGACUGAAAUGGAUGUGGAUAAUAUCACCAGUUCACAGACUCGAACUGUGAAAGGAUUUGUGAAAGAAAUGAACAUUUCUCAGCAAGAAAUGAGAGACGUAAGUAAAGCUGGUUCAGGUCUUCUGAAAUUUGUUACAGCUGUAAUGGGUUACUGUGACGUUGCCCGUGAAGUUAAGCCAAAAAGAGAAAAAGUAGCUCGUCUUGAAAGGUCCUUCCACCAGGCCAAGCGUGACCUAGAGAAAAUCAACAAUGAGGUGGGUAAGCUGGAGUCUGAGUUGAAACGACUUGGAGAGAAAUAUGAAACAGCAAUGAGGGAAAGGCAACAAUUACAAGAAGAGACAGAGAUAAUGGAAAGACGACUUAUUGCAGCUGAUAAACUCAUAUCUGGUCUUAGUUCAGAGAAUGUGAGAUGGACAAAAGAUUUAGAAGACUUGCGACAGCGUCGUAUACGAUUGCUGGGAGACUGUUUGCUGGCAUCAGGCUUCUUAAGUUAUGUAGGAGCAUUCACAUGGGAAUUUCGUAGUGAAUUGAUGCAUGAACUGUGGUUGCAAGAUGUCAAGGCACGUGGUAUUCCAUACAGUGAACCUUACAAAUUAGAAAACCUGUUGACUGAUGAUGUAGAAAUCAGCAGGUGGGGAUCUGAAGGUUUACCUCCUGAUGAACUCUCGGUUCAGAAUGGUAUUUUGACAACAAGAGCCAGUCGAUUUCCCCUCUGUAUUGAUCCACAACAACAGGCAUUGAAUUGGAUCAGAAAGAAAGAAGAAGCCAACAAUUUGAAAACAUGUACAUUCAAUGAUCCUGACUUCCUGAAGCAGCUGGAGAUGGCCAUUAAAUAUGGCUUCCCAUUCCUAUUCAAAGAUGUAGAUGAGUACAUUGACCCUGUUAUUGACAAUGUACUGGAGAAGAAUAUAAAAGGUCAACAAGGUAGACAGUUCAUCAUGCUUGGUGACAAAGAAGUUGACUAUGAUCCCAAUUUCCGCCUCUACUUGAAUACCAAACUUUCUAAUCCUAAGUAUACACCAGCUGUUUUUGGUAAAGCCAUGGUUAUUAAUUAUACAGUCACUUUGAAGGGUUUAGAGGACCAGUUACUUAGUGUCAUUGUUGGUUUUGAGAGAAAAGAGUUAGAAGAACAGAGAGAGCGUUUGAUCCAGGAAACUAGCACCAACAAGAGAUUGUUGAAAGACUUAGAGGACUCUUUAUUGAGGGAGUUGGCCACAUCUACUGGUAACAUGUUGGAUAAUGUUGAACUGAUUCAGACAUUAGAAGAUACAAAGACUAAAGCAACUGAGGUUUCAGACAAGUUGGCACUUGCUGCUAAGACUGCUAUUGAUAUUGACAGACUUCGUGAUGGUUACCGCCCAGCAGCUAAACGUGGAGCCAUCCUGUUCUUUGUGUUGGCUGAAAUGGCACUCAUCAAUUCCAUGUACCAGUAUUCCUUGGCUUCCUACCUUGAUGUCUUCCAGCACUCCCUUCGUAAGAGUCUGCCAGAUUCAAUACUCCUUAAGAGAUUACGCAAUAUCAUGGACACCCUAACUCAUAAUAUAUACAAUUAUGCUUGUACAGGUCUGUUUGAGAAGCAUAAACUGCUGUUCUCAUUCCAAAUGACUGCCAAGCUAGAGCAGGCUGAAGGCAACAUGCCUCAGGAAGAAUUAGACUUCUUUAUCAAGGGUAACAUCUCUCUUGACAAGAGUAAGAAAAGCAAACCGGCUAAGUGGAUUCCUGAUCAAGGAUGGGAAGAUAUUAUGCGACUGAGUGAAGUCAGUGAUGAGGUGUUUGGUAGUCUUCCCAGUGAUAUUGAAAGAGAUGACAGAGAUUGGAAAGCGUGGUUUGACUUGGAUGCACCUGAAUCAGGCAAGAUACCUGGAAAAUAUGAGAACAAUCUUUCAGAAUUUCAGCGGCUGUGCUUACUACGUUGCUUUCGCAUUGACCGUGUCUACAGAUCUGUUACAGACUUUGUCUGUUCACGAAUGGGAGAAAAAUAUGUUACACCACCUGUUAUAAGCUUUGAGGCUAUCUUUGAACAAAGCAACCCUUUCUCACCAAUUGUCUUUAUUCUGAGUCCUGGUUCUGACCCAGCAAGUGAUCUGUCAAAACUGGCUGAGAGGUCUGGGUUUGGAGGCAACCGAUUGAAAUUUCUCUCUAUGGGUCAGGGACAAGAAAAGAUUGCUUUGCAACUUUUGGAGACUGCCAUAGCACGUGGUCAGUGGUUGAUGCUGCAGAAUUGUCAUCUAUUGGUCAAAUGGCUGAAAGAACUGGAAAAAGCCCUAGAGAAACUAGUGAAACCCCAUCCUGAUUUCCGUUUAUGGCUAACAACAGAUCCAACUCCAGACUUUCCAAUUGGUAUUCUACAGAAAUCAUUCAAGGUGGUAACAGAGCCACCUAAUGGUCUCAAAUUGAACUUGCGUAGUACCUACCACAAGAUAUCAGCCCCUGCACUGGAGGAAUGUCCCCACUCUGCUUUCAAGCCACUUGUAUUCACACUUGCCUUCUUCCAUGCUGUGGUACAAGAGAGACGAAAAUACGGAAAAAUAGGAUGGAACAUCCCAUAUGAUUUUAAUGAAUCUGAUUUCUCUGUAUGUAUGAAUAUUAUGAAUACAUAUCUGACGAAAUCAUAUGAAAACAAUGAUCCAAAGGUGCCAUGGAACAGUUUGAAGUACCUUAUUGGUGAGGUGAUGUAUGGUGGACGUGCGAUUGACGUUUUUGAUCGUCGUGUUUUGAAUACAUAUAUGGAUGAAUAUAUGGGUGACUUCAUCUUUGACACUUUCCAACCAUUCCAUUUCUAUGUCAACGAUCAAGUUGAUUACUGCAUUCCUGAACUUGGUCCACGUGAGGUUUAUAUGGACUAUAUUGAAGAGUUACCCUUAGCAAAUACUCCUGAAGUGUUUGGUUUGCAUCCAAAUGCUGAAAUUGGCUACUAUACCCAGGCUGCCAGAGAUAUGUGGGCCCAACUAAUAGAACUACAACCACAAACAGGUGAAUCAAGCAGCGGUAUAAGCCGGGAUGAUUUCAUUGCAAAUAUUGCCACUGAUAUACAAAGCAAGUUACCAGAACAGUUUGAUAUGGACAAGAUACGAAAGAAGUUUGGAUUAGAAAUCACACCAACAACAGUAGUGUUGCUACAAGAACUAGAAAGAUACAAUAAAUUGAUUUACAGAAUAUUUAGGUCACUCACAGAGCUUCAGAGGGCUCUGAAAGGAGAGGUUGGUAUGAGCAAAGAGCUUGAUGAUGUAUCCCGUGCAUUAUUCAAUGGUUUUAUUCCGAGUAUAUGGAGACGACUUGCUCCUGAUACAUUGAAAUCUCUGGGUAACUGGAUGGUUCAUUUCUUGAGGAGAUAUCAGCAGUAUACCACUUGGGUGAAUGAGAGUGAACCAGCUGUCAUGUGGCUGUCAGGUCUGCAUAUCCCAGAAUCUUACUUGACUGCCUUAGUGCAAGCUACUUGUCGUAAGAAUGGAUGGCCACUGGAUCGUUCUACACUCUACACAACUGUUACAUCAUAUCUCAAUCCAGAUGAAGUCAAUGAAAGAGCACAUCAAGGUUGCUUUGUGACUGGUCUGUAUUUGGAAGGAGCUGCUUGGGACAGGGAAGAUUCCUGUUUAAUAAGACAGAAACCAAAGCAGCUGAUUCAGGAGUUACCAAUUCUAAAAGUGAUUCCAAUUGAAGCACACAGAUUGAAAUUACAGAAUACUAUUCGUACCCCUGUGUACACAACAUCACAGAGAAGAAAUGCCAUGGGUGUUGGAUUAGUGUUUGAAGCUGAUCUCUCAACCCAUGAGCAUAUUUCCCACUGGGUUCUCCAGGGAGUUGAUCUUAUCCUCAACACUGAUUAAACUCACAUAACACAUUUUUACAAGUGAAUAAUCUUAUAAAGAUUAUUUCCCAUUUCCCUUCCGUCCUUUGAAACAUUUACCUAUUAACAAAUAAGACUUUUGCAAACAUAUUUAAACCAGAAAAAUAUUUCCUAAACAAGGAAAAUCAAGUACAAUUUUGUUGUGACAUAUUUCUUGAGUGCUGAUGAAAUGUAACUUGCAAGUUUAUUUUAAAUAAUAUUCAUGUUAUGCUACUCUAUUCAUUUUGUGUGAACACUGUCAUCCCUAGAUGAGAUAUUGUAAAAAAAGGCAAUCAUUGACUUGAGAGAGUGCAAAAUGUGCACUUGUUUUCAUAGUUGGAGGCUACAUUAUGUACCUUUUAUUGCUUUACAUCUUUUUUAUGACAAUA
Messenger RNA from Saccoglossus kowalevskii, 14596 nucleotides. RefSeq names its product dynein axonemal heavy chain 10-like. Gene Ontology annotation, cellular component: dynein complex. Gene Ontology annotation, biological process: microtubule-based movement. Gene Ontology annotation, molecular function: dynein light intermediate chain binding; minus-end-directed microtubule motor activity; ATP hydrolysis activity. NCBI's taxonomy places the organism in Eukaryota, Metazoa, Hemichordata, Enteropneusta, Harrimaniidae. The record is from RefSeq and is a predicted model, not a curated record.